Messenger RNA from Zootermopsis nevadensis, 2515 nucleotides. It is a transcript of the gene Hs6st, whose product is annotated as heparan sulfate 6-O-sulfotransferase. Lineage: Eukaryota; Metazoa; Arthropoda; Insecta; Blattodea; Termopsidae. Gene Ontology annotation, cellular component: membrane. The record is from RefSeq and is a predicted model, not a curated record. Gene Ontology annotation, molecular function: heparan sulfate 6-sulfotransferase activity.
UUACAAUAUGAUCGGCAUCUGUUAUUUUUUUCAUAUUUCUAUCGAUCAGAUGGCGUUGUUGCAUAAAGGGCCGUAAGGUUGUAUGUUAUGAGUAGAAAGGUUUAAGCAAAGUGAAUAUAUGUCGCGGAAUAUAUUCACCGCUAGAUCAAGAAUAUCGACGUGAAACAUAACCAUGCUUUUAUUUUCUUCGGAUUUUAGGGAAUCUCCGACUUGCUUCUAUAGCCUGGAUACGUUUACUUGCUUUAAUAUACCAAGUAUUGUCUGUAUGGUAUUUGUUGCAGACUAGUCAAAUUGUUUUGAAAACGUUCACUACCUCCACGACGAUGGCUAGGAUUGGACUACUUGGAUAAGAAAUGGCAAAGAAAAGUGUUGAAGUGCAAGUUUUUGAUAGUGAUUUUGCAGUUUACCUUCGUGAAUCUGUUACAUAUGAGAUUAAAAUGGAAUCUCGUUCGAGGAGUAGGUUGCGAGGGGUUGUUUUGAUGUGUAUUUUGUUAGCUGUGAGUGGGAUUGUUUACUUUGGGUAUUUCUGCCCCGAACAAGUUUGUGCACUUACUUCUCGAGACACAAGUUGGUCGGACUGGACGUUUCGAUUUCCAGUUCAAGAUAAUUUGGGAAAACCUUCACCUCUUUAUUCCAGUCCCUUCACCUCAAAAAUUUCAAACUCAGGUCUAAGCUAUGACGACGUUUUAAAUGAUAACUUUCAGUUUGACAUGAAUGCCCACGAUGUAAUGGUUUUUCUACACAUUCAAAAAACUGGUGGAACUUCCUUCGGUAGACAUCUGGUCCGUGAUUUGGACUUGCAGAGACCAUGCACUUGUCAAAGAAAGAGAAAACGUUGCUAUUGUUUCAGACCAAAUCGUAAUGAAAUUUGGUUGUUCAGUCGUUACUCAACAGGCUGGAAAUGUGGACUUCAUGCUGACUGGACAGAGCUGACUAGCUGUGUUGAUUCUGAACUUGACAAAAAUGAAGGAGACAGUGUCAAACGCAGAUAUUUUUAUAUAACACUGUUACGAGAACCCAUCAGUCGCUACCUGUCAGAAUUUCGUCAUGUUCAGCGAGGUGCAACUUGGCGAAAUUCUCGACAUUGGUGUGGUGGUCAUGCUGCUACACCUCAGGAACUACCUCAUUGCUAUAAAGGAGCAUCCUGGGAGGGUGUUACUGUUGAUGAAUUUGCAGCUUGUCCUCAUAAUCUUGCAGCAAACAGACAAACACGUAUGUUGGCCGAUCUAGCUUUAGUGGGCUGUUACAACACAUCUUAUAUGCCAUCACAUGCUGAGAGGAAUCGUGUCAUGUUGGCAAGUGCGAAGAGAAACCUCGCUGCCAUGGCAUUCUUUGGGCUGACAGAACAUCAGAAGGUCAGCCAGUAUGUUUUUGAGGAGACAUUCAACCUACGAUUUGCAGUCCCUUUUGAACAAAACAAUACAACUUUAUCAAGUGCAACAUUGAGUUCAAUCCGACCAGAUCAAAUAGAAACAAUUCGGCACCUGAAUGUACUGGACCUGGAACUGUACGCAUUUGCUCAGAAACUGAUGUAUCAACGCUUUGAACGGUUACAGAAACGAGACAGCCAGUUUCAUGAGAGAUUUGCUCAUCUGGGUGACCUUCCAGGUAGACAGUCAGAAGCAUUCAAUUGGGAUCAGAUUAUUGAUGCUGAUGACAGCAGCACAGCACCACACAAAUGAUGAAAGUGAAAAUAAAUUGAUUUCAUCUGAAUCCUGGUUAAUUCUUUUAAGACUACUUUAAUUAAAGAUGGUCUUGGAUGAAAAUGUUGCUGAUAAACAUUAUUAGGAAUGUAGCAGUUAGCAUUUUGCAUUCAAAGAGGGAAUAAGCUGGAGCAAGGACUAAUAAUUCUUAGCUCUUGGUUGCACUGUGGAGCAUUUAUUAAUGACAUACAUAUGCUUUUACUUCCAGUCCCUUCAAGGCCAAUUGUUAACAGUGUCUCUGUUGUCUGAUAUCAGUGACAAGGCUGUUAUCCAUGGUCUUUGUUACAUAUUAAGCCUCAUUAAACACUGAUUGCUUCAUAAUUUUCAAGGUACUAAAUGAACCACAGUACAAAACAAAGUCUGUUCCAGGGCUAAUGACAUACUUUAAAAAAUUUAUAUUACAUUUUUGAAGUGAAAUUUGGAUGGCAUUGUAAUAUGUGACAUUUGAAACUUUUAUGGUGACUGAAUGCAACAAAGUCUUCUCUGGUAAUAGCUGUGUGAAAGUGGCAUUGUGAUCCAUUUCAGAAGCUGUCUCUGCCUCCAUCUUCAGAGUUGAUUAAUGGGGGCAGUCUCUCUGAAAUAUUGGAUUACAAUAACAUUUUCACAAAGAUGAUCACCCAAGACUUCACUGUCUUGGCAUUAUAUUUUAUACUAUAACAAAAGUCAUGAAAAGGACAAGCAACGAUCUGGAAAUCUUGGCAAGAUCUCAUGAAAAUAAAUUAUAUUUGAUCAUUAGACCUACAUCACAUUUGUAACUAAAAGUUAAUUUAUAUGUAUUCUUUGCAGAAAGUGUAUAAAGUUAGCAAACACAU